Messenger RNA from Ceraceosorus bombacis, 1650 nucleotides. NCBI's taxonomy places the organism in Eukaryota, Fungi, Basidiomycota, Exobasidiomycetes, Ceraceosorales, Ceraceosoraceae. The record is from the annotation of a GenBank genome assembly.
AUGCCAACACUGAACACCCUCCGUAAGCGCUCCCGGUCUGCUGAGCCGGGUAAGGUAUCGUACCGCGCUCGUGGAAAGGGCACUGGCUAUGGAGGGUUUAUGGACUCCCUCGAGGGGCUUUGCGAGAGGGCCCAAAGACAGCCGAUCCUCGAUCAAGGGAGCCAUAUAUUUACAAAGGAGGACACGCAUGACAAAAAUGGGGGCCGGCUGCUAGUACAGCAUCUUCCAAGGAAGGACGGGCCCUCUACCGUCCCCUCCCUCCCUGCCACUACCCCGCUAUACGACAUCCUCAAGGACUCGACGUGUUACGAGUCCGGAUUGGACCGCGAUGACCAGGACUCCUGGAUAAGAAUCCUUGACGGCUCGUCACACAGACAGUUUGUGCAAGGGAAGCACAGGUUAACAGUCUGCCGACUGCUUGACCUCGAGGAACAUAGUGAGGGGGAUGAGGGCAAAUACUGCGAGGGGAGUGUGCCUUUUCUGUCGAUCACUGCGAGGCCACAUGGUGGGAAGGAUAUCUUUCUCGACAAUCAUGGACGGCAUUUUGCCACUGUUGGAUGGGAUGAUGCCAAAGCGCUGGACGACAUGUCCUUGCCGGACUGCUCAGCUGGACCGCAGGGGCGGGAAGACCCCCUCACACAAAGUUCUGAGAAAACGGCCAACGCGCUCAGCGUCGAAAUGGUGCAGCGAGACCCUGCUGCGAUCACCUCGACAACGAAUCCUUCAUCCUCUCUAAUGGCGAGCGAGAUGAGGGGCUCCUUAGCGAACCCGCCGGCACCCCGAUUGGUAUCUGUGGACCACGCUACUCCAAGAACGCACGAUUUUCAUCUCUCAACGGCCAUGCGCCAGAGACAAGUGUCCAUGAUCCGAUCAUGUGCGCAGAGUAUACCGGACAACGCCAAGGCCAAGCAACGACAGCUACUCAUGGAUAAUCUUUGCCUAUGGGCCGCCACUCUGAGCCUACCUGGCCAAGUCAUUGAGGCGCGGCGAGGCACCGGCAUUGGUACCGCGCACUUUCGCUUCAGGUUACACUCUCAGGCACGAUAUGUGAAGCCGAACAUCAACCGACACUUUGCGGAUAAUCUCCCCCUGACAGGCCCUUAUCUCUUCGGCAAAAUUGUCACCCGCACCCUCCUCCGUAUGAGGAAUACCUUUGCCUUUGGUCAUGGCAGCGUGCACAAACGCUACGUCUCCAUUCUGAGCCAUCCCACCCUGAAGGGAUUGCGUCUGCCGAUCCACCAGCGUAACUCGUGGUCGAAGCCCGUCUUCAUACAGAAACAGAUCAAGACCCGCCGGCUCCUUUUAGCAGCGCCCUGGGCGUCCUUGGCGGUCAAUCUGCCUGCACAGGAAACGUCAAUGCGGGUCCAUAUUGAUGGGCACGAUGCCAAGUGGGGCAUGUGCACUAUUGCCAGCGCUGGACAUUACACUGGCGGAGCGCUACAAAUAUUGCCCGCUGGUGUUGUCAUCCACACUAGACCAAUUCUCGAUACGGUGUGCUUUCCUUCGGCGAUGCUUCAGCAUUCCAAUAAACCUGUCCGCGGCUUUCGCAUGUCAAUGAUCGGAUUCACCAGUGAGGAUCUUCUCAAACAUUACGCGACACUGCCGGAACUAAGCGACUAUCCAGUCUGGCCUCGGCAAUUCUGGGUGUAG